Molecule: messenger RNA, 3388 nt
Organism: Hippocampus comes (tiger tail seahorse)
Lineage: Eukaryota; Metazoa; Chordata; Actinopteri; Syngnathiformes; Syngnathidae
Gene: ralbp1
Product: ralA binding protein 1
Exons: 10
Coding region: 140-2161 (673 amino acids)
Biological process (GO): endocytosis; small GTPase-mediated signal transduction; positive regulation of GTPase activity
Cellular component (GO): membrane
Molecular function (GO): GTPase activator activity; small GTPase binding
Source: RefSeq, a predicted model, not a curated record
GCGUGCACUUGUUCCACUGCGCAGGCGCAGACGGCUUUAUUUAUUUCACGACCCGAGACAACCGGAAACUACGAGGCUGUGGACUUGACCGCACUUGUUGUGAUGGCGGCAAGGGCGUGAUCGGCGCGACCCAGCUAUCAUGACCGAGUGCUUCCUGCCACCCAGCAGCAGCCCCGCCGAGCAGCGUCGGGCUGAGCAUCCGGGUGGCGUGGCGCGCACCCCUAGCUCCGAGGAGAUAAGCCCCACCAAGUUUCCAGGGUUGUACCGCACCGGUGACCCAUCGCCACCGCACGAUGGCCUCCACCAUGAGGCGCCAGAUGCGUACGUGUCAGAUGAGGACAAAGAGCACAGCAAGAAGAAGAACAAGUUUAAGAAGAAGGAGAAGCGCACGGAAGGAUAUGCCGCCUUCCAGGAGGACAGCUCGGCAGACGAGGCGGAGAGCCCGUCCAAGAUGAAGCGCUCAAAAGGCAUCCACGUGUUCAAGAAGCCCAGCUUCUCCAAGAAGAAGGAGAAGGACUUCAAGGUGAAGGAGAAGGGCCCCAAAGAGGCAAAAGACAAGAAGUCCAAGGACCUGACAGCUGCCGAUGUGGUGAAACAGUGGAAAGAGAAGAAGAAAAAGAAGAAGCCUGCCACUGGUACCGCCCCUGCCGUUGACGUGGAGACAUUGCCAGCAGAGAUGCCCGCCUUCAGGCCCAUCUUCGGUGCCCCCCUAGCGGAGGCGGUGAAGCGGACUGCGUUAUAUGAUGGCAUCCAGCUGCCCGCAAUCUUCAGGGAGUGUGUGGACUACAUCGAGAACUACGGCAUGAAGUGCGAAGGCAUCUAUCGCGUCUCAGGUAUGAAGUCCAAAGUGGACGAGCUGAAAGCGGCAUAUGACCGGGAGGAGUGCCCGUGCCUGGAGGAGUACGACCCUCACACGGUGGCCAGCCUGCUCAAGCAGUACUUGCGCGAGCUGCCCGACAACCUGCUGGGCCGGGACCUGGGACAGCGCUUCGAGGACGCGUGCGGUCGGCAGGCGGAGGCCGACAAGGUGAGCGAGUUCCAGCGGCUGCUGGCCGAGGCGCCGCCCGAGAGCCGCCUCCUGCUGGGCUGGCUGGUCACGCACAUGGAUCAUGUCAUCGCCAAGGAGGCCGACACCAAGAUGAACAUCCAAAACAUCUCCAUCGUCCUCAACCCCACCAUACAGAUCGGAAACCGGGUCCUCUACAUGUUUUUCACGCACGUGAAGGAGCUGUUCGGUGAUGUAGCCCUGAGGCAGGUGGUGCGCCCGCUCCGCUGGUCCAACAUGGCCACCAUGCCGGCGCUGCCUGAGACUCAGGAUAGCAUCAAAGAGGAGAUUAGGCGACAGGAGUUCCUGCUCAACUGCCUGCACAGGGACCUGCAGGCUGGCGUAAAGGACUUGUCCAAAGAGGAGCGUCUUUGGGAGGUCCAGAGAAUCCUCACAGCUCUCAAGCGUAAGCUGAGGGAGGCCAAGCGACAAGAGUGCGAAACUAAGAUCGCCCAGGAAAUCGCCAGCCUGUCCAAGGAAGACGUUUCCAAAGAAGAGAUGACGGAGAAUGAGGAGGAAGUGGUUAACCUUUUACUGGCACAGGAAAAUGAGAUCCUGACAGAACAAGAGGAGUUAAUCUCUCUGGAGCAAGUAUUGCGCCGACAGAUUGCCGCAGAGAAGGAGGAGAUCGAGAGGCUACGGGCGGAGAUCGCAGAUAUCCAGAGUCGCCAGCAGGGCCGCAGCGAGACCGAGGAGUAUUCUUCGGAGAGUGAGAGCGAAAGUGAGGACGAGGAGGAGCUACAGAUGAUCCUGGAGGACCUUCAGAAGCAAAACGAGGAGCUGGAGAACAAGAACACCCACCUGAACCAGGCCAUCCACGAGGAGCAGGAGGCCAUCUUGGAGCUGCGCGUCCAGCUGCGCCUCCUACAGAGCCACAAGCUGCAGCAUGAGCUUGCUGCGCCGCCGCCGCCGCUGCCGACACCAACAGUAGCUGAGCAAGCCGCACCCACGCAACCCAGCCCGGAAGCCCGAGGCGGUGGCGAGGAGCAAGCCAAGGUUGCCGACAGCAGCACCGGUACCACCGCUGCUGCCUGCGUUGUGGCACCCCCCGGAAAGACAGUGAAGGACCCUCCCAAGCCGUCACCCAGCAAAGAUCGGCGGGAUGGCAACAUGUGAGGCAAAGUUGGAAGAAGAGUGUUCCCUUACCUAAAAAAAAAAAAAAUACAAAUACCAUAGUUUGUACAUCAUUGCUUCAUCUUACAGUGACAUAUUGACCAAAUAAUUACAAAUCUGGAAAGUCCUUGCUGUGGCCUUUUGUACGAUGUGUGAGUCAAUGAGGUUUGUCCCGAACUGAUUGAGGUAGCGGUAAAUGUUGACAUUUAAAAAAAAAAAGUCUUCUUUUACGUCAUUAUUUCAUCAUGAGGCAGCAUAUUGACAAACUACAAAUCUGAGUCCUUGAAUAAGCCUUUUAAAUGACGUGUGAGUUGAUGAGGUUUGUUGUCAAUUUAUUUUGGACCUGCUUAGUCGCAAAUUACAAGUAUAAAAAAAAGAUUGUUUGUCAGUGCUUCAUCUUACUUAUUGACUAAAUAACUACAGGUAUGGGAGGUUCUUGUCAUGGCUUUUAAUUAUGCAUGAGUUGAUGAAGUUUGCAGAAAAUUGAUUUGAGUUAAUGAUGUUUGUUGCUUGACCUGGUUGGUAGUAUUUUGAUCAUUGCUUCAUUUUGGGUCAACAUAUUGACUAAAUAAUUACACAUCUCGAAAGCCCUCGUAAAUUCCUUGAAUAUGACGUCAGCUGGUGAAACUUGUUUUUGAUACAGAUUUUUUUUUUUGGUGGGGGGGGUCAUUUGUUCAUCUUACAAUACAUUGACUAAAUUCUUAAAGAUUUAGAAACACUCGUUGGAUGUAGUCCUAUGGGCAACUCUUGAAAAUUAACGAAACCAAGAAGUCCACAAAUACUCCUCACAUAUAAUAAUAAUAAACAUGUUAGUCUGUCAUAUAUUUUCAUAAAUUCAUAUGUCAACAAUACACUGUGCCAAAAUGAAGACUGAUUAAACAAAACAAAAGCUCUUUGAAUACAUAUGAUAGCUCUAAAUAUUUACAUUGAAGAUAUACGUGGAUUGAAAUGUUUGUAGAAAUAUAUUGUAGGUAACAAAUGGCUGGAAGAAAUGUUACCGUGCAAUCAUCUCCAUGGGAAUUGUCAUGAUGAUUUCUCAUAUAUUUUGCUCUGUAUUUUAUAACACUCUCCUGUUAUGUUCUGGCAAUUUGUUGGAGGCUCGGGUGUGACAUUUCAUAUUUUCAUUUUUUUCCCCCUCUCCGUGUAAAUUAUUUUAUACAUGCAUUAAUUGACUUGUAUGCUUGCUUCUUGUCUCAUGAUCUGUGUUAUUAAAUAACGCUGUGACUGAAA